Molecule: messenger RNA, 1612 nt
Organism: Boleophthalmus pectinirostris (great blue-spotted mudskipper)
Lineage: Eukaryota; Metazoa; Chordata; Actinopteri; Gobiiformes; Gobiidae
Product: deoxyribonuclease-1-like
Exons: 10
Coding region: 210-1187 (325 amino acids)
Biological process (GO): DNA catabolic process
Cellular component (GO): nucleus
Molecular function (GO): DNA nuclease activity
Source: RefSeq, a predicted model, not a curated record
UGACAAAACAGUCUUGUCCUACGCCCAAAAGCAGCGGCAACUCCAGAGGCUUUGGGAAAUUAAACAAGAAACAAGAAAAUAAAUACUCAGGAACUACAACAAAAGUACUGCAGGGGGGCACUUCAGCUCCAAACACGCCAAAAACAAGAGAGUACGGGAGAUUAUAUUAAGCCUAUCUGAGGAAGUGGGACCUACGGAGUUCAGAUAAAAUGUCCCGCACCUCCACUGCAUUACCAUGUCUGCUCCUGAUAAUGGUCCUGUUCUUCUCAGGCUUGAACUCAUUCAAAAUAUGCUCCUACAACGUCCCACGGUUCAAUAAAAGCAAAACUGCAAACUAUAGGAUCGUCCACAACCUGGCACGGAUCGUUGGUCGUUGUGACAUCUCUCUGUUGUUGCACGUUCAGGAUCUCACUGCAGUACAGACGCUCCUGACGACCCUCAACAGUGGAGAUGACAGAUGUGGUGAUUUAAGCCUUGUGAGACUGUUUUUUAAAUCUUGUUUUCUAGGCAUGCAGAAUCCAUUUGUAUAUGCGCAAGUGUCCAGUAGACCUUUGGGAAAAGACAAAAAUGACAUGCAGUACUACACCUUCCUCUACAGAACACAGACUGUUUCUGUCACUGGACAGCACCAACACGAGAGCACCGACUUUGUCCGACCACCGUUCGCUGUGCUCUUUAACAGCAGCAAGACAUUGGAGCCAGUGGAGUUUGUCCUGAUUCCUCUCCACUCAGAACCCACCAAAGCUGUUCAGGAAAUAGACAAACUCUAUGAUGUGUUUCUGGAGGUGGUUAAAAAGUGGCAAAACACGAAUGUGAUGUUCCUGGGAGACUUCCACGCUGGGUGUGGCUACAUGACUCGCGCCCACAAAAAGGACAUUCGACUCUUCUCCAACACCAGCUUCUCCUGGCUCAUAUCAGAUCGAACAGACACCACAGUGACUGAUCAGACCAGCUGCCCCUAUGACAGAAUUGUCGUUUAUGGAUCGUCCUUCCUGAAGCAUGUCAAGCCUUUCUCAGCCAAAGUGUUCAACCCCAUGAAGAGGUUUAAAAUCCAUUCGAGAAGGUUGGUGGAGGUGAGUGACCACUUCCCAAUCGAAGUGGACUUGAAGAGUUCGGUGACAUCUCUGCUACAGACUCAGUCCCUCUACUUCCUGUUGCUGAGCCUGCACCUCUUGUUAAACCUGUGACUCCCCCUCGCCUAAUAUUAUGAGAGUUUCAUAAAUUAUCAAAGCAACACACACAUUCAAAAAGAGUGUGUUACAACAACCAAACAAAGUAAAACUAAAAGUAUUUGUGAUUUCCUGAGUUACUGACUCAAUGGAUACAAUUCAAAGACUGUAUAGCACUGUUUUUGAAAAAGAUUAAGUACUUGACACAUGAUUCACAUCCAUUACUUUUAUAUUACAGCUUUUUUUUACUUGUAGCUUUCUUUUAGCACAAUAUUUUCACUUCCAGAUACAAUUCAGAAAUAUUUUUGCCAUUGUUGCAUUAUUUUAUUUUUGCUAAAUAUUCUCAGGAUCAGAGCAAACAUGUUUGUUUGUUUUUAGACUGUACAUAUGUAUUUGAACAACUUUUAAUGAAUUUCAUUUAAAUAAAAUAUUCUUUAUCUGAG